Diospyros lotus (date-plum) is the source of this 1146-nucleotide messenger RNA. Its product is annotated as alcohol dehydrogenase 1-like. The transcript has 9 exons. Gene Ontology annotation, molecular function: zinc ion binding; S-(hydroxymethyl)glutathione dehydrogenase [NAD(P)+] activity. The coding region runs from base 1 to 1146 and encodes 381 amino acids. Gene Ontology annotation, cellular component: cytosol. Gene Ontology annotation, biological process: formaldehyde catabolic process. The record is from RefSeq and is a predicted model, not a curated record. NCBI's taxonomy places the organism in Eukaryota, Viridiplantae, Streptophyta, Magnoliopsida, Ericales, Ebenaceae.
AUGGGAAGCAACGCUGGUGAUCGAGUAAUAGUUUGCAAAGCUGCUGUAGCAUGGGAAGCGGGGAAGCCGUUAGUGCUAGAAGACGUGGAGGUGGCGCCGCCGCAGAAGAUGGAGGUCAGGAUGAAGAUCCUGUACACCUCCCUCUGCCACACCGAUGUUUACUUUUGGGAAGCCAAGGGUCAAAAUCCUAUGUUUCCUCGAAUCCUUGGGCAUGAGGCUGGUGGGAUUGUGGAAAGCGUUGGGGAGGGAGUGACAGAUCUUUCAGUAGGAGACCAUGUCCUUCCAGUGUUCACAGGGGAGUGCAAAGAAUGUGCGCACUGCAAAUCAGAGGAAAGCAACAUGUGUGAACUGCUAAGGAUCAACAGAGAUAGAGGGGUGAUGCUUCAUGAUGGCAAGUCAAGGUUUUCCAUCAAUGGCAAGCCACUUUAUCACUUUCUUGGGACAUCCACUUUUAGUGAGUACACUGUUGUUCAUGCUGGUUGCGUUGCCAAGAUCAACCCCCUUGCUCCUCUAGACAAAGUUUGUCUUCUCAGCUGUGGAUUCUGCACAGGAUUUGGUGCCACCGUGAAUGUUGCCAAGCCAAAGAAGGGCUCAACAGUGGCUAUUUUUGGAUUGGGAGCUGUAGGUUUGUCGGCAGCAGAAGGAGCGAGAAUUUCUGGGGCUUCGAGGAUCAUUGGUGUCGAUAUUAAUCCCAGUAGAUUUGAAAUAGCAAAGAAGUUCGGUGUGACAGAGUUUGUGAACCCCAAAGAUCACAAGAAACCAGUUCGAGAGGUGAUUGCUGAGAUGACCAAUGGGGGAGUUGAUAGAAGUGUCGAAUGCACUGGAAAUGUUGAUGCCAUGAUCUCAGCAUUUGAGUGUGUCCAUGAUGGUUGGGGUGUUGCUGUUCUUGUGGGUGUCCCUCACAAGGAGGCUGUGUUCAAGACACAUCCUAUGAAUUUGUUGAAUGAGAGGACACUGAAGGGGACCUUUUACGGGAACUUCAAGCCUCGCUCGGACCUGCCCCUUGUUGUGGAAAAAUACAUGAACAAGGAACUGGAAUUGGAGAAGUUCAUCACUCAUCAAGUGCCAUUCUCGGAGAUCAACAAGGCCUUCGAUUACAUGCUUAAAGGGGAAAGCCUCCGAUGCGUCAUUCGAAUGACAGAAUAG